CUGUGUUUCGAGAAUUCAAAAUUAAAUUUUAUUUAUUUAUUUAUUUUAGUCAUCUUUCAAAGAGAGCCUCCCGUGCCUGAAAACUGUGCAGCAGCCGGUUUACAAAUUGUUUUGCUGUCAGGAGGCAGAAGCUUUGAUGACUGAGCUGAGCUGCCUGAAAGGUGGAACUCUUCUGACCAUGAAAUAUGUUCUCUUGACAUGCCUGCCGCAGCCUCUCCAAGUUCUGUGCAUCGGGGUCAGGGAUUCCAUUCAUCCUGGAGCUGAGUGUGCGGCCAGCAGGAGGAACCUAAAUGGGUUGAGACGGUGACUCAGUCAACUUCGUUUCCACUCAUCCCCAGAGUCAGCCUUCCUUUCUGCUGGGGAAGGCUGAUAGGAGUUUAAGAGGCUUGUGGUGCCCUGUGUCCCGAACGUUCCCAGCGCCAGCAGCGACCCCUCUCUUUCCCCUCUGCCUAUUGGAGACCACUCAGAUAUCGAAGCGGACUGGACGGCUGGAUUCAGGAAGCCAUGAAUCAUGUCACCAGAAAGGAGCGGCAGACUUUAAACUCCAUUCAGCAUGUGGAAGCGGCAGAGAAAUGACCUGUCCAGACAAGUCGGGGCAGCUCCUAAACUGGUUUGUCUGCUCCCUGUGCGUCCCUCGAGUGUGUAAGCUCUGGAGCAGCCGACGUCCCAGGACCAGACGGAACCUGCUGCUGGGCACUGCCUGUGCCAUCUACCUGGGCUUCCUGGUGAGCCAGGUUGGCAGGGCCUCCUUCCAGCGUGGGCAGACCACUGACAGGGGGCCACCCCACAGCCACGACAUCUCCAAGGUACUCUUCCCGGAGAUCCCCCUGGAUGGUACCCUGGCCCCUCCAGAGUCGCAGGACAAUGGCAGCACACUGCAGCCCAACGUGGUGUACAUUACCCUACGCUCCAAGCGCAGCAAGCCUGCCAAUAUCCGUGGCACGGUGAAACCCAAGCGCAGGAAGAAGUACGCAGUGGCAUCCGUGGCCCCUGGACAGGACGAGCUGGUUAAACCGUCUUUUAUACUGCAGGGAGUUGCGCGGGCAGCAGAUGCUGAAGUACCUGGCUAUGCUCAGGGCUACCUGGCUAAGGUUGGGGAACGCCCCUGGAGGGUGCCGCGUGGUCCUGGAAUCAGAACUGGUGGUUCAAACUUGCAGCAGCCUAGGGUGCGAGAGAGCAACAUCCGGAUUUACAGUGAGAGCGCCCCCUCAUGGCUGAGCAAAGAAGACAUUCGCAGAAUGCGCCUGCUGGCUGAUAGUGAGGUGGCUAACAUCCUGCCAGCGGUCUCUAACAGUGGUGCCCGCUUGCUGGUGUUCGAAGGGAGCACCUCAGGCUCUGUGCCUGGCUGUGGGCCUAGUCCCUGUGGGCUACUCAAGCAGCCCCUGGACAUGAGUGAAGUGUUUGCCUUCCACCUGGACAGGAUUCUGGGUCUCAACAGGACCCUGCCAUCCGUGAGCAGGAAAUCAGAGUUCAUCCAAGAUGGCCGACCUCGUCCUAUUGUUCUUUGGGACUCCUCUCUAGCAUCCGCAAGCAACGAUAGCCAUUCUUCUGUUAAGAUCACCUGGAGAACGUAUCAGCAGUCGCUAAAACAGAAGUGCUGGCUGAAUGGCCGGGUUCCCAGACCUGAGUGGGGCUGCACUGAAAUCCAUCACCACGAGUGGUCCAAGAUGGCUCUCUUCGAUUUUUUGUUACAGAUUUAUAAUCGCUUAGAUACAAAUUGCUGUGGAUUCAGACCUCGCAAGGAAGACGCCUGCAUACAGAAUGGACUGAGGCCAAACUGUGAUGACCAAAAUUCUGUGACUUUAGCACACAUUAUCCAGCGAAAAAAUGACCCAAGGCAUUUGGUCUUCAUAAACAAUAAGGGUUUCUUUGACAGAAGUGAAGACAACUUAAACUUCAAAUUGCUAGAAGGCAUCAGAGAGUUUCCUGACUCUGCAGUUUCUGUUCUGAAGAGCCAGCACUUACGGCAGAAGCUCCUUCAGUCACUGUUCCUUGACAAGGUUUACUGGGAGAGUCAAGGAGGCAGGCAAGGCAUUGAGAAGCUCAUUGAUGUUGUAGAGCAGAGAGCCAGAAUCCUUGUCACCUACAUCAAUGCACAUGGCGUCAAAGUAUUACCUAUGAACGAAUGACAUAGGACUUCCUGUCUCAAGGGCUAUACGUGUGUGACUUUUGGUUUUUCUUAAGAAAGUAUAUUAAUCUUAACUGUUUCUAGGAGUGAGGCAAAAUAGUUGAAUACACAAAACUAACCCAAUAUAUAUCAUGAACCGAGUUUUAAAAGUUUGCAGAGUUUAAAUGUAUGCAGAUUCCAGAAGUGUUGGAAUAACAUACUGCUUGCAAAAUGCCGGAUGAUAUUUUUUUGCCUAACACUUUGGCAUGUGUAUCUCAGCAUUGUUAUUACACAUUGGCCCCAAUUAUUAUUCCCACUAAUGUUAAAACCAUUUUUAUCCAUUUGAUGGAGCGAUCUAAACCAGAGGCAUUGACUCUUUUCAGAAACUGUUGUCAUGCCAUUUGGCUGAUUGGCCAACUCCUAGAAGAGAGCUAAUUGACAUUUUCCUGAUGCUGAUCAUUACAAAAGUUUUUCCAACCCUAUCCAGAAGCAAUCUUACACCAGAAAACUGAGGCAUGGGCCUUGAAACACUUUCUAAGUAGACAUAGUAGUGGAUUCAUUUACAAACCACUAUUGUGUUUUCUAGAGUCUAUAAACAGUCAGCUAUCUCUGAUCAACCAAAAUCUCAUGUCCAUUCCUUUUAAGAAAUUUACUGUUGGUAUAGAAAUAUCCAUAUGUAAUGAUAGAUUAGUAGUUUACUUUGCUCUGUUAAUUUUGAUUCAAUUUAUGUCUGGUGGUUAGAAAACCAAAUAGUUAUAAGGCAUGUUGUUACUAAUUUGAAAAUUUAUUUUGUGGAGUCUCUUAAUGUUCUUAUGGGUUGGUUGGUUGCCUUUAAAAAAAUUAUAAGAUCUCAUAUAGUCCAGGCUGGCUUUGAACUCCUUAUGUAUCUGAGGAUGGCCUUGGUCUUCUGAUGCCCCAUCUCCCAAGUGCUGGAAUUACAAAUGUGUGCUGCCACGCCCAGUAGUGCUUGAGAUCAAACUCGGGGCUUUAUUCUUGCUAUAUAGGUGCUGUAUGACUAAGCCCUUAGCCCCAGUCCCUUUUUAUGAUUGUUUAGCAAAUUGUCAUUUUAUAAAGGAUAUGCUAUAAUUUUUGUAGAUUUUUUAAAUUAUAGAACACUUCUUUUGUGUAAUUAGGUUUCAUCUGAUUUAACUGAUGUUGUCCAGGCAUUGAUGAGGCAUUGAUCUACUUAGUUCAGAUAUUAAAUAUGUUAUGUAGAUCAAUUCAAUAUGAGAAGUUUCAAUGAAACCCAACCCACGUGACUGGAUCUUUUCAAGAAAAAAACACAUGACUAGAGAACAUGUGGCAACAAAUUGGGCAUAAUUAAGUCUCAAACAAUUCUCUCCCAAAUUCCUCUACCAACUUUUUAGAUGGAUUGGAAGGACUGAGGCAUGCAGUGUUCAUACUCUGAAUCUUCCUGUCCUUGGGAGAUCUGCAAGAUCAUCACAUAUCCUACUUAUAUGGAAAUGAUUUCUCUCUCACGUUUAGCUCUCCUACCUGUUAUUGAACAGCAGAUUGAUUAGCCAGAUGUGGUGAUGUAUACCUGAAUUCCCAGCACCCAGGAAGCUGUGGAAGGAGGAUUACAAGUUUGAGUCAGUCUGGUCCACAUAGUGAUAUCCUGUCUGAAGUGUACCCCUGCCUUCGUAGAAGCUGAUUUUCUUUCUUUGGAAACUUAAAAAUAAAAAAGUUACACAUUU
Mesocricetus auratus (golden hamster) is the source of this 3801-nucleotide messenger RNA. RefSeq names its product golgi associated kinase 1B (gene Gask1b). Lineage: Eukaryota; Metazoa; Chordata; Mammalia; Rodentia; Cricetidae. Gene Ontology annotation, cellular component: Golgi apparatus. The record is from RefSeq and is a predicted model, not a curated record. The coding region runs from base 573 to 2129 and encodes 518 amino acids. The transcript is spliced from 5 exons.